Molecule: messenger RNA, 2134 nt
Organism: Diceros bicornis minor
Lineage: Eukaryota; Metazoa; Chordata; Mammalia; Perissodactyla; Rhinocerotidae
Product: interferon-induced protein with tetratricopeptide repeats 2-like
Exons: 1
Coding region: 147-1397 (416 amino acids)
Biological process (GO): defense response to virus
Cellular component (GO): cytosol
Molecular function (GO): protein binding
Source: RefSeq, a predicted model, not a curated record
CCACAAAGAACUCCUUGGAGAGCAGCCUACGGCAACUAAAAUGCCAUUUCACCUGAAACUUGUUAGAGGGAGAAAAUUCCUUGGAUGAUUUUGAAGACAGAGUGUGUAACCAGAUUGAGUUUCAGAACCAUGAAUUCAAAGCCACAAUGUACAACAUAUUGGCCUACAUAAAACACCACAGAGGCCAAAAUGAGGCAGCCCUGGAAGGCUUACAACAGGCUGAAGAGUUAAUCCAGCAAGAGCAUGCUGACCAAGCAGAAAUCAGAAGUCUGGUCACCUGGGGAAACUAUGCCUGGGUCUACUAUCACAUGGGCAGACUCGCAGAAGCUCAAAUUUAUGUAGACAAGGUAAAACAAGUGUGCGAGAAGUUUUCCAGCCACUAUAGAAUUGAGAGACCUGAAAUAGAUUGUGAGGAAGGGUGGUCACGGUUCAAGUGUGGAGGAAACCAAAAUGAAAGGGCAAAGGCGUGUUUUCAGAAGGCUCUGGAAAAGAACCCAAAGAAUCCAGAAGUCAUCUGUGGACUGGCAAUUGCGAGCUACCGUCUAGAUAACCGGCCACCGCCUCAGAAUCCCAUUGACCCUCUGAGGCAAGCCAUUCGGCUGAAUCCUGACAACCAAUAUGUUAAAGUCCUCCUGGCUCUGAAACUUCACAAGAUGAGUGAAGAAGGUGAAGGAGAGAGGUUAGUGGAAGAAGCUUUGGAGAAAGCCCCGCAUGCAACAGAUGUGCUUCGCAGUGCAGCAAAGCUCUAUCGAAGCAAAGGUGCCCUGGACAAAGCUAUAGAACUGCUUAGAAAGGCUCUAGAACGCAUGCCAAACAAUGCCCACCUGCAUUACCAUAUUGGGUGCUGCUAUAGGGCAAAAGUCCUCCAAAUACAGAAGGUAGGAGAGAAUGAAACGUAUAGGAAAAGAGAGAAGGUACAGGAACUAAUAGGACAAGCUGUGGCUCAUUUAAAGAGAGCUGAUGAGAUCAAUGGAAAUCUCCCCGAUGCCUGCUCCUACCUUGCCUGCUUCUAUGCACAAGCAGGUCAGUAUGAGGAAGCAGAGUAUUACUUCCAAAAAGAAUUCAGCAAAGAGCUGACUCCUGUAGCCAAACAAGUGCUCCAUCUGCGAUAUGGCAACUUUCAGCGGUACCAAAUGAAGUGUGAAGACAAGGCCAUCCUCCAUUUUAUAGAGGGUGUGAAAAUAAACCAGGAGUCCAAGGAGAAAGAAAAGAUGAAAGACAAGCUGAAAAAAAUUGCCCAGGGUAGACUUUCUAGAAAUGGAGCAGAUUCUGAGGCUUUGUCUCUCUUGGCGUUUCUUCAGGAGGUGAAUGGAGAAUCGGGGCAAGCAGGUGAAAAUUCUGAGGGGGCUUUGGACUCUGGAGGCCUCUUCCCUUCAGCAUCUUUAGCUGAGGAAUGAGGAACUGGGACAUGGUGCCCUCAGGGCUACUGCUGGAAGGGAGCUGAAACCCCGCCAGCAAGUUGGUAUUCAAAAUAUUAACAACUGGGGUGGCAUAGGCAUGGACUAAGACACUGGCCACCGGACUGGAUCAGGGAUAUGGAGAACAUUACCAGGCCAAGUGUGAACACUUGAAGUGCUCAGGGCGUUCUGGGAGAGGCACUAGAUUGGGACAGGUCCUGGGGCUUGGUAAGGGGGCUAUUUCCCAGUGGACUUCUUGGGACCAGUUUGCACGGGGACAUUUGCUUAGUCACCUCCCACGCGUGGGGUUUGUUUCUAUGUUGAUAGAAAGCAGCCAGAUUGCUCACAUCGGUAACACUGUGGUCCAUUUUUGCAAUGUUUUUCCAUCCUUAGAGUCAUUUUAGAUCCUCUACAGUUCGGCCCUGCAUAGACACAAAUGUCCUGUGUCCAUCCAAAGGCUAGGGGACCAAAGCUUAGAUAGGACUGGGUGUCCCCUCUCUCUGACUUCUGCCUUCUUCCCCCUCCUCCUCCUCACACAAUCCUCAAUCUAGACUCCCCUACACAACAUGGGUUCAAUUGUCUCAUUAACUGAGGUGGGAAUGUAGUUUGAAAAUAAGAGCAGAGAACAGGUCAAAUCUGGAAGGAACACAGUUAGGAGAAGCAAUGGGGUCCAGCCAACCACAGUACCAUUUUUCAGGAGCCACACGGGGAAAUUUCACCUCUUCUCUGCCCUCCCU